CUGGCUGGCAUAACCAAUUUUAAAAUUUGAUAGCUGAAUUUAUAAAUAAACAAAUUAUUAUUUUCCUAUCUCUGCAAAGUACAAACUUGAGUUAAGUCCCACCGGAUAAGAUGAGCAGUGCGGAGGAGCAAUUGGAAUAUGUGAAGUCGCACAUUAGCACGUAUCCCGACUUUCCGAAAAAGGGCAUUAUAUUCCGCGACAUAUUUGGCGCGUUAACGGAUGGAAAAGCGUGUCGCUAUUUGCGGGACCUGCUCGUCCAACAUAUACGAUCCCAGCAUCCAGAUGUCGAGCUGAUUGUGGGUCUAGACUCGCGCGGAUUCCUCCUAAAUCUGCUGCUGGCCACCGAACUGGGCAUCGGCUGUGCGCCCAUUCGAAAGAAGGGAAAGCUGGCGGGGGAGCUGGUGGGCGUGGAAUACAAACUGGAAUAUGGCAGCGACAUUUUCGAGAUGCAACGGUCGGCCAUCAAGCCCGGCCAAAAGGUAAUUAUUGUCGACGACUUGCUGGCCACCGGCGGAUCUCUAGCCGCAGCCACUCAACUGGUGCGGAAACUGGGGGGCGUUAUACUCGAGAGUGUUGUCGUCAUUGAGCUUCAGGAGCUGCAGGGUCGCCAGAAACUGGACUGCAAUGUACAUUCCUUAAUACAAUAUUAGCAUGCAUGCAAGCGAGUUUCCAUCCGUGGCAUUUAACAGUGAACUUUUAUAUGCAAUAGUUAGGAGAAAUACUUCAAAUUAUACAAAUGUUUUAAACAAAAACUGGAUCUUCAAUGCAAAAUAUAUUCGUAAUGGUUGUCGUAACUAACUUUGAGGAAAUAAAUAACAAAAUAUUCUCAUACACACUUAAA
Molecule: messenger RNA, 841 nt
Organism: Scaptodrosophila lebanonensis
Lineage: Eukaryota; Metazoa; Arthropoda; Insecta; Diptera; Drosophilidae
Gene: Aprt
Product: adenine phosphoribosyltransferase
Exons: 3
Coding region: 111-650 (179 amino acids)
Biological process (GO): AMP salvage; adenine salvage
Cellular component (GO): cytoplasm
Molecular function (GO): adenine binding; adenine phosphoribosyltransferase activity; AMP binding
Source: RefSeq, a predicted model, not a curated record